AAGGAGUGAAGGUGUGAGUGUGGAUGUAUAUAAGGGUGUGUCUCAGUGUGGGAGACAUCAAGCAUCCAGCUAACUCACACACAGGCAGCAGUUCCUCCUCCUGCAGCUACUCCUACAAGAUGAAGUCCUUCUUUGCCCUUCUGCUUCUCGGCGCCCUCGUGGCUGUGGCUAUGGCUGAACCUGGCUAUCUUGGCGGCUACGGCGGCUAUGGCGGCUACGGCGGCUAUGGCGGCUAUGGCGGCUACGGCGGCUAUGGUGGUUAUGGAGGGCGUGGCUUUGCUGUUGGUUUCGGUGGACAUGGCGGCUAUGGCGGCUACGGGCGUGGCUAUGCUGGCGGAGUUGGCCAUUCAGUGUUCAACCUCGGCUAUGGCGGCUAUGGGUAUGGCGGUCAUGGAGGUCGUGGCCAUGGCGGCUAUGGCGGCUAUGGCUAUGGCGGCUAUGGUUAUGGAAAGUAAUUGCCAUGUCCCACCAUGUACCUGUUCUACUACUACUGCUCCUUGUGUCUGGACUUCUUUAAAUGGAAUGAAGGGGGUUGCUGCCUCUCCUGAAAUCCUCAUGACAUCCUUCUAUGCUCUGCCUACCUGAUAUUCCCCCAUACUCUCCCUUUACUCCCUCUACUCUCUUUACUCCCUCUACUCAUCCAUCACCUGUCACCACCAUCGGAUCUUCUACUGUUUGUCAAUGUUCUGAUUGUCCACUCAAUAAACUCACGCGAAGAACCCCAUCUAACGA
Messenger RNA from Scylla paramamosain (green mud crab), 732 nucleotides. RefSeq names its product neuropeptide-like protein 31. NCBI's taxonomy places the organism in Eukaryota, Metazoa, Arthropoda, Malacostraca, Decapoda, Portunidae. The transcript has 2 exons. The coding region runs from base 24 to 455 and encodes 143 amino acids. The record is from RefSeq and is a predicted model, not a curated record.